CACAAAGCCAUACACAGUAAAACAAAGCUAUUAAUUACUUACCAAAAGAGACCCUCUUUUAAGAAAACAAUGGCAGUGAAUAAGGUAACAUUGGUUGCUUCAGUGAUGGCUUGCAUGCUCAUAACAUGCUCUUAUGCUGAAUCAACCUUGUCAUGUGACCAAAUCACUAUAUGGCUCACUCCAUGCAUACCUUAUGGAGUGUUAGGAGGGAACGUGUCAUCCUUGUGCUGCCAAGGUGUUUACUCUCUCAAUGCUGCAUAUAAGAGUGCUGAGGAUCGAAGAGGUGCAUGCCAAUGCAUUAAGGAUAGGGCGGCAUGCAUUCCUGGCAUUGACUACACGCGUGUCAAUCAAGUUGGUCCAAGAUGUGGCUCUAAGUGUCCCUUCAAAGUGUACCCUUCCACUAACUGCUCAGCGGUGCCGUAAGCAUUCAGCAAAGGGGGUGCAAUAUCAAGUCUAUGGGUCACUAGUACUAGUAGUGGUGUGGAAAGAUUAAUUAUACUAUGAGAAGUGAAGAAAUAUUAUACUUAAUUAGAAGGAAAUAAAGUGUAUGGAUUGUGUGUUACGAUCCAACGAUCGAAAGCCUUGAAGUAUAUCAACAAUAAAAGAUAUCCCUUCAAUUAAUUUAUCAUUUUCUCUGCAAGGCUGUAGUGAUAUAUGAAAGUGAAGUAUGAACAUCUAAUGAGUAUAAAUGCAAAAAAUAUAUAAUUAAGCGUAUGUAUACACAAUUUUUUUAAUUGA
Messenger RNA from Glycine soja, 738 nucleotides. RefSeq names its product non-specific lipid-transfer protein 1-like. The record is from RefSeq and is a predicted model, not a curated record. Gene Ontology annotation, cellular component: membrane. Gene Ontology annotation, molecular function: lipid binding. Gene Ontology annotation, biological process: lipid transport. The coding region runs from base 70 to 423 and encodes 117 amino acids. NCBI's taxonomy places the organism in Eukaryota, Viridiplantae, Streptophyta, Magnoliopsida, Fabales, Fabaceae. The transcript is spliced from 2 exons.